Prorocentrum cordatum is the source of this 327-nucleotide messenger RNA. The record is from the annotation of a GenBank genome assembly. NCBI's taxonomy places the organism in Eukaryota, Dinophyceae, Prorocentrales, Prorocentraceae.
AGGUCUCCCUGGCCGAGAUCCAGGAGCAGAAGCGGAUCACCCUUGGCAGCCCCAACGUUGCGCAGACCCGGUUGGACGACGCGGGUAAUUGGACCAUGAUCUACGACGAGGGCUUCGAGGUCAACGUGGACGGGCUCUCGUUCUUCGCGUUCUCCAAGUUCGACCUGAGCUUCGGCCAUGUUGUUUGGCACCAACGGUGCCAAGGCUCUGCGUACGGGCUCGAUUGCUGCAGGUUGGCCGCUUCGGCGCUUUCUGGGUCGGCUUGGAGGAGGGGUUGCUUGGGGCUUGCCAUGUGCGCGCGUGUCUGGGGUCGAUAGCGUGACGCCG